AUGGGUUCAAGUUUGAAUGUGACGUUGUUCCCCUGGGAUCCCAAUUCAGACGUUCAUCUGAAAUGUCUUGUGUCACAACGAGUCGAAUGCGGUUGGGACAAGGGAAAAGUUGAGACCAAAUGGAAGAAGCAACAGCUCAAAGGUGAAAAAUGCAUCUAUUGGAUUGUCCUGCCAUCAGAUGACUCACAAGCGAUGUCGCCAAAGAAUGAUGAAAUGCUCCAGGAUACAGCCACAACAAUCAAUGCUGUCUCACGUCAGCCGACAAAAGAAAGCUUCAUCCCUAUUGGCCACAUUUCACUGGAUUCCAAGAACCCCGAUGCAGAGCACAUUGAGCUUAACCUGCCAGCCGAGAACGUCUUCUGGAUAAAGACAUUCUAUAUCAGGCGGACCAUCCAGGGCCAGGGAAUUGGACGGGCUGCAAUGGAUGAGGUCGAGUCCAUGGCAGUCCAGGAGCCAUUGCUAGCCAAGAUAUUGAUGCUAGACACGGUUCAGAAAGAUGAUCAGAAGAGAGAAGAUUUUGCGAAGGUAACAUAUGGUGGCAUUCCAAAGACAACGAACGAGGAAUGGUAUGCUCGUCGAGGUUACCGAUUGAUCAAGACUGUGAGGGAUUAUUAUCGUGACCCGGAUAGAAAUGGGAAGGUUUGGGAUACAAGGACAGUUUUUAUGAGAAAGGAUAUUGCAGAACGUCAGUAA
Penicillium crustosum is the source of this 693-nucleotide messenger RNA. Its product is annotated as GNAT family N-acetyltransferase. Gene Ontology annotation, molecular function: acyltransferase activity, transferring groups other than amino-acyl groups. Lineage: Eukaryota; Fungi; Ascomycota; Eurotiomycetes; Eurotiales; Aspergillaceae. The record is from RefSeq and is a predicted model, not a curated record. The transcript has 4 exons. The coding region runs from base 1 to 693 and encodes 230 amino acids.